AUGUUCCCGAUAGCGACACCACCAGCUCUACGCAGCAUAGCACCGGUACAUUUGACCCGAACAACUCCGAUUCGCUGUCUAUCUCGGGCCGGACCUCGCUGCAACGCUUCACAGCCGGCAACAUCGACCAACCCACACGCAGCUCGUGUCGCCGCAGUUCAGCGCAACAACAACGCUUCCGACGGCGACGCUAGGUCAAGGCUAGCGAAGCUUCAAGCACAAAGGCUCGAAGAGCUCAAUAGAGGACGAGGUGGACGAGGUGCUGGCAGACCAAACUGGCCAGAGCAGAAGUGGUCCAAUCGUACCUUGAUUGCUCUUGCGACGUCUGUGGGUGCUUGUAUGUACCUGAUGGGUACGUAUCGCGGAUACAAUGCUGGCAAACAGCAUGCUCUGGAAGCAAGGGAUUCGGGGCCUGGAAUCGAUGUUCCCGUUGUACCACUGGCGUCUCGGCUGAACGGCGGAGCAAGUCGAAGCGCAAGCUUAUCAGUUUCGUCAUUGUGGCAUAGCUUGAUGUCGAUGCUUCCACUCGGGAUGUUCGGCAAACCGGUGUUAUGCGAGCCAGAGAGCCGAGCAGAGGCAAUGAGUUCAGGAUGCCGGCUAGCAGAGCUCACACAGCAUUAUUGCGACUUUCACAUGAAUCGCGCUUUUUGCCAUACUAUUGACCGGAUCUUUCGAAUGUAA
Messenger RNA from Ustilago hordei, 681 nucleotides. RefSeq lists its product as uncharacterized. The coding region runs from base 1 to 681 and encodes 226 amino acids. The transcript has a single exon. Lineage: Eukaryota; Fungi; Basidiomycota; Ustilaginomycetes; Ustilaginales; Ustilaginaceae. The record is from RefSeq and is a predicted model, not a curated record.